Messenger RNA from Ostertagia ostertagi, 393 nucleotides. The record is from the annotation of a GenBank genome assembly. Lineage: Eukaryota; Metazoa; Nematoda; Chromadorea; Rhabditida; Trichostrongylidae.
GGCAGUGAAGACUUUUUUCAGCCAGCCGGAUGUGGACAAACUUUGACAGCGACGGAUAAGAAGCAAUUCCUAAUCAAUAAACUCGGUCACGGACAGGUCCCGUCCGAUAUGCGCGAUGACUACCUAUUCUGCAAUUACUGGAUUGAAGCUCCUAAAGGAAAAAGAAUUGAAGUUAAGAUCAACGCGAUUUCACACGGCUAUGAUCACGACGGCUGCGUUUUAGGGGGUGUUGAAAUUAAGUCCAGUGCGGACCAAACGCGAACUGGCUACAGAUUCUGCUCAACCAAGGAUAAAAAUACAGUUCUUGUUUCGGCCACAAAUCGUAUGCCUGUGAUCAUGUUCAAUAGAUCCGGUGAACAGCAAAUCAUUCUAGAGUACAAAAUCGUAUCAUGA